CUACGCCCGACACUGACAAAACCCAAAUUUUUUGAGCGAAACAGGAAGGGACAGAAUCUGCAUUAACGUUUUACAAACAAUAUAGCAUGACAUCUCAACACCUCAUUCCACCGCUGAAUUUUGGAAUGAUUGAAGAGGAUUUGUAUCGGUCAGGACAACCCAAUGAGCUCAACUUCCCAUUUCUGGAGAAACUCGGUUUAAGAACCGUUGUCUGGUUAGCUCCAGAAGAACCGAAUCAACGUUUUCUCGAUUUCAUUGAUGAUCAGGACAUUCAUUUAUAUCAUUUGGGGGUCGUCUCAUCUAUGAAUGCAUGGGAUCCUAUCACAGAAGAAGUUGUCCUUGAAGCUUCAGAAUUGAUCUUGACACCCAAAAAUUAUCCAAUGAUCAUUAUGUGUAAUCUGGGGCGGCAUCGUACAGGCACCAUCGUAGGUUGUUUGCGGAAACUACAGCGCUGGAACUUGACAUCAAUUUUUGAGGAGUAUCGACGGUAUGCUGGCCCAAAAGUCAGGGUGCUGAACGAACAAUUCAUUGAGCUGUUUGACACGGAUCUAGUACGCGUACCAAUUGACCAUCCAAAGUGGCUCUGAACAAAGAAAAAGUUAAAAAUAAAUAUAUAAAUAAAAGACUGGAU
Messenger RNA from Lobosporangium transversale, 631 nucleotides. RefSeq names its product putative tyrosine phosphatase family protein. The transcript is spliced from 4 exons. Bases 87 to 587 code for a protein of 166 amino acids. Gene Ontology annotation, molecular function: phosphatase activity. Gene Ontology annotation, biological process: protein dephosphorylation. The record is from RefSeq and is a predicted model, not a curated record. Lineage: Eukaryota; Fungi; Mortierellomycota; Mortierellomycetes; Mortierellales; Mortierellaceae.